GGGAGCUCCCUAAGCAGGCCCUUCCCGAGCGGCCGAAUUAACUGGUUCUGUCUGUCGGACUGGGAGAGCAGCUCUCGCUAAAAAUAGCGCCCUGCCCGGGCCGCCGCGGUGGGAGUCUGAGCCAGGACAGACCAAGGAAUCGGGGGAGCCCUCCUCACCGCCCACCCGGGCCUGGCCGGGGACUGACCCCGAGGCCGAGACCAGGGGCACAGCGCUGGCCCCACAGGUGCCGGGGAGGGUGGAAGGCCUGCGGGAACAGGAGCAGCCGAGCCCGUCCGGGAUGGGAGCCGGCGGCGCGGCCUCUCGCGCCCUCGCCUGGGCCUCCCUGCCGCUGCUGGGGCCUCCGGCCGGCGCGCUCUGCGAGGACACGCUUUGCUGCAGAGAGUCACCCCAAGAAAGGCCGGGCUCCCGGCGCAGCCUGCCCGGCAGCCUCUCAGAGAAGAGCCCCAGCAUGGAGCCCUCAGCUGCCUCGCCGUUCCGGGUCACGGGCUUCCUCAGCCGCCGCCUCAAGGGCUCCAUCAAGCGCACCAAGAGCCAGCCCAAGCUGGACCGCAACCACAGCUUCCGCCACAUCCUGCCGGGGUUCCGGAGCGCAGCCGCCGCCGCCGCCGCCUCCGCCGCGGACAAUGAGAGGUCCCAUCUGAUGCCAAGGCUGAAGGAGUCUCGCUCCCACGAGUCCCUGCUCAGCCCCAGCAGUGCGGUGGAGGCACUGGACCUCAGCAUGGAGGAGGAGGUGGUCAUCAAGCCUGUGCACAGCAGCAUCCUGGGCCAGGACUAUUGCUUUGAGGUGACAACAUCCUCUGGAAGCAAGUGCUUUUCCUGCCGGUCAGCAGCCGAGCGGGAUAAGUGGAUGGAGAACCUGCGGCGAGCAGUGCACCCCAACAAGGACAAUAGCCGGCGUGUGGAACACAUCUUGAAGCUGUGGGUGAUUGAGGCUAAGGACCUGCCAGCCAAGAAGAAGUACCUGUGCGAGCUGUGCUUGGACGAUGUGCUGUAUGCCCGUACCACGGGCAAGCUCAAGACGGACAAUGUCUUCUGGGGAGAGCACUUCGAGUUCCACAACCUGCCUCCUCUGCGCACAGUCACUGUCCACCUCUACCGGGAGACUGACAAGAAGAAGAAGAAGGAGCGCAACAGCUACCUGGGCCUGGUGAGCCUGCCUGCUGCCUCUGUGGCUGGGCGGCAGUUCGUAGAGAAGUGGUAUCCUGUGGUGACACCCAAUCCCAAGGGCGGCAAGGGCCCCGGGCCCAUGAUCCGCAUCAAGGCACGCUACCAGACCAUCACCAUCCUGCCCAUGGAGAUGUACAAGGAGUUUGCCGAGCACAUCACCAAUCAUUACCUGGGGCUCUGUGCAGCCCUUGAACCCAUCCUCAGUGCCAAGACCAAGGAAGAGAUGGCGUCUGCCCUGGUGCACAUCCUGCAGAGCACGGGCAAGGUGAAGGACUUUCUGACGGACCUGAUGAUGUCAGAGGUGGACCGCUGUGGGGACAAUGAGCACCUCAUCUUCCGUGAGAACACGCUGGCCACCAAGGCCAUUGAGGAGUACCUCAAACUGGUGGGCCAAAAGUACCUGCAGGAUGCACUAGGUGAGUUCAUCAAAGCUCUGUACGAGUCAGAUGAGAACUGUGAAGUGGACCCAAGCAAGUGCUCAGCUGCUGACCUCCCUGAGCACCAGGGCAACCUCAAGAUGUGCUGCGAACUGGCCUUCUGCAAGAUCAUCAACUCCUACUGUGUCUUUCCACGGGAACUCAAAGAGGUGUUUGCCUCAUGGCGGCAGGAGUGCAGCAGCCGUGGCCGGCCCGACAUCAGCGAGCGUCUCAUCAGCGCCUCCCUCUUUCUGCGUUUCCUCUGCCCAGCCAUCAUGUCACCCUCACUCUUCAACCUGCUUCAGGAGUACCCUGAUGACCGCACUGCCCGCACCCUUACCCUCAUAGCCAAGGUCACCCAGAACCUGGCCAACUUUGCCAAAUUUGGCAGCAAGGAGGAGUACAUGUCAUUCAUGAACCAGUUCCUGGAGCAUGAGUGGACCAACAUGCAGCGCUUCCUGCUGGAGAUCUCCAACCCUGAGACCAUCUCCAACACAGCUGGCUUUGAGGGCUACAUUGACCUGGGCCGCGAGCUUUCCAGCCUGCACUCGCUGCUCUGGGAGGCUGUCAGCCAGCUGGAGCAGAGCAUUGUGUCCAAAUUGGGACCUCUGCCUCGGAUUCUGAGGGAUGUCCACACUGCACUGAGCACCCCAGGCAGCGGGCAAAUCCCUGGGACCAACGACCUGGCCUCCACACCAGGCUCUGGCAGCAGCAGCAUCUCAGCCGGGUUGCAGAAGAUGGUGAUUGAGAACGAUCUAUCUGGUCUGAUAGAUUUCACCCGGUUACCGUCUCCAACCCCCGAAAACAAGGACUUGUUUUUUGUCACAAGGUCCUCCGGGGUCCAGCCCUCUCCUGCCCGUAGCUCGAGCUACUCGGAAGCCAACGAACCUGAUCUCCAGAUGGCCAACGGUGGCAAGAGCCUGUCCAUGGUGGACCUCCAAGACUCCCGCACACUGGACGGAGAGGCAGGCUCUCCGGCGGGCCCUGAUGUCCUUCCCUCUGAUGGGCAGGCGCCCACAACUCAGCUGGUGGCUGGGUGGCCGGCCCGGGCAGCACCAGUGAGCCUGGCCGGGCUGGCCACCGUGCGGCGGGCAGGCCAGACACCAACCACUCCGGGCACCUCUGAGGGCGCACCUGGCCGGCCCCAGCUGUUGGCACCACUCUCCUUCCAGAACCCUGUGUACCAGAUGGCGGCUGGCCUGCCGCUGUCGCCCCGCGGCCUUGGCGACUCAGGCUCUGAAGGCCACAGUUCCCUGAGCUCCCACAGUAACAGUGAAGAGCUGGCGGCUGCCGCCAAGCUGGGAAGCUUCAGCACCACCGCGGAGGAGCUGGCACGACGGCCUGGUGAGCUGGCACGGCGGCAGAUGUCACUAACUGAGAAGGGCGGGCAGCCCACAGUGCCACGGCAGAACAGCGCCGGUCCCCAGCGGAGGAUCGACCAGCCACCGCCACCGCCACCACCACCACCUCCUGCCCCUCGGGGCCGGACGCCCCCCACCCUGCUGAGCACCCUGCAAUACCCGCGGCCUUCGAGUGGAACCCUGGCCUCGGCCUCCCCAGAUUGGGCUGGCCCUGGGGCCCGGCUGCGGCAGCAGUCCUCUUCCUCCAAGGGGGACAGCCCAGAGCUGAAGCCGCGGGCGGUGCACAAGCAGGGCCCUUCACCCGUGAGCCCCAAUGCCCUGGACCGCACAGCUGCUUGGCUCUUGACCAUGAACGCGCAGUUGUUAGAAGACGAGGGCCUGGGCCCAGACCCCCCCCACAGGGAUAGGCUAAGGAGUAAGGAGGAGCUCAGCCAAGCAGAAAAGGACCUCGCAGUGCUGCAGGACAAGCUGCGAAUCUCCACCAAGAAGCUGGAGGAGUACGAGACCCUGUUCAAGUGCCAGGAGGAGACGACACAGAAGCUAGUGCUGGAGUACCAAGCGCGGCUGGAGGAGGGUGAGGAGCGGCUGCGGCGGCAGCAGGAGGACAAGGACAUCCAGAUGAAAGGCAUCAUCAGCAGGUUGAUGUCAGUGGAGGAGGAGCUGAAGAAGGACCACGCAGAGAUGCAAGCAGCUGUGGACUCCAAACAGAAGAUCAUUGAUGCACAGGAGAAGCGCAUCGCCUCCCUGGACGCUGCCAACGCCCGCCUCAUGAGCGCACUGACCCAGCUGAAAGAGAGGUACAGCAUGCAAGCCCGUAACGGCAUCUCCCCCACCAACCCCACCAAAUUGCAGAUUACUGAGAACGGCGAGUUCAGAAACAGCAGCAAUUGUUAACCUGCCCGAGGAGGGAGGAACCUACCUAAGGAGAGGGGGACUGUGGUGGCCCAGGGCAGGGUCUCGGCUGGGGAGGCACCCCCAGAGUUGCAGCCCCAGUGCGGGUGGCAGGAGGCCGAGGCGCCCCCUCCCCUCGCCCGCAGUGCAGGAGGCGGCCGCAGAGGGAGCGCGAGAGACUGAUGCAGCGCAAGGGGGGCUACCAGCCGCUCCCCUCCUCUUCCGCCCAAGAAGAGUGUUUGGGUGCAGGCAGAAGAGACUGCACGCGGGGGAGUGGGGACGGGCCUGCCAAACACGUCUGUCGGUUAUGGAAUUUGAUGUGUGUCACCUUUCCUCCUUGACCCGGCCAAGUGCAUGUACCCCUACCUCGCCAGGGAGGGAGCUGCCUGGAAAAGGGACAGUUAAGGGCUAGGGGCCACUCCUGUGGCUUCCUCUGUCCUGCUGGGGGUUCAGGACUCUGGUUGCCAGGCCUUUGCCCUGUGGGGCCUGGAACCUGAUGGGUUAGUUGGCAGGCAGAGAUGUGGGGAGGACUCUGAGGCAGGGAUCUGUGUCCCCUGCCUGUCUUUGCCCCAUCUGCCACUGCAUGCGGCCCGUCGCUGACCCUGCCUGGCCGUGAGGAACUGAGGAUUCACUCCCACCUGCCCUGUCCCAGACUCGCACUGUCCACCUCUCUCCCUUCCUUAGUCAUGUUGCCAAAUAGGCCCGUGAGGAUCCUGGCUUUUUCUUUGGGGCCCUUACACCUGUGGGGAGGAUCCGGAGCCUCCCACACUUGCCACAUGGGCCUGGGCUGUUGUUCUGGGACACCCAGAAGCCAAAGAGCUAGACAGAGCUGCCCAGUGGCACUGUGCAUUGUAGCUGCCUUCUCCGGGGCCAGUGCUGCCAGGGCACAGUGGCCCUGAGGGGCGUGGCCAGCUGGUGCUCACCCUGAAAAGGUGAUCUUUCCUCUGAUGGUUUGAAAGAAAAAGUUAACAACUGCAGGCCCUGAGAAGGUGGAUAACUGUGAUUUUUUUUCCUUUCACAGUAUGCAUUAGAAACAAAAGCCCGCUUGCUCGCUUGCUGGAACACAGGGGCCUUUUAAAUUGAGCGUGCGCACUGCAUGGGAAAUAGCGGCCCUGGAGGAUGUUAGCCUUGCUCCCUCUCAAGACAGCAGCAGCCUGCACCGGGCCCGGCGCAGCCGCCGCCUCCUCACCCCUCCCGGCCCCAGCCAAGGACCCAGGCGCUGCAGACAGGGGAGGGGCACUCCCACAGCGGGGGCUGGCUUCCCUCAGCUCUAGGCUGUUCUGUAGCAUAUCUGCCCCUCCCCCCUUUGCGGAACAUAGAUGGGCAGGAACUGGGGUCUCUCGGCCCCAUCUAUUCCCGUGCCCUACAGAUUCCAAGCCCUGGCCCUGGGUCACCUAGGGCAGGAGCUGGGGCCUUGGCCCAGGCAGCAGAGCCAGGGCUGGGCGAGCUCAUGAGCUGCCACCUCUGCCUCUGGGGCUGGAAAGUGCCAGAAUUUACCAGGAAGGGCAGAAGUGCUGGAGGGGUGGCCAGAGCCACGCUGCACCCCUUCCUGGGCCUACAGGCAGGUGACAGCGGCUGCUCCAGGAGGGGGAGUUAGGCUAGAGACGUGCUGGUGGAGAGGGGCUGCGCCAAGGGCCAGAGACCUCAGGGAGGAAGGGGCUGGGCUGAGCCUGCUGCCACCCCUUCCUGCCCCCAUUCCUGUCCACACCCCUGCGCCUGCGUACUUCAGACCAGGGUGGCCACACAGGCAGGGCCCGGCUCCCGUUGUGUCCUCCUCUGGCCAGUGCCAUCCUCACCGCCAGGGAGCCCUGCUGUCCCCACCCUACCCACUCCACCCCUCCCACAGAUGCCUCAUAGAGUGACCUCGAACUGACCACCUCUUAGCAAUACGGGGAGGUCCCCAGGGCCUGGACAGGAGGACACGGGGGCCAGCCGCUGUGGCCAGUGCUGGCUGCCCUUGGCGGGGGUUGUGAGCUCUCAGGCCGAGAGCCUUACUUACCUAGUGCAAAAACUGUAAACGUGUACAGACUCUUCACAGAUUUUUAUCUUAAUUGCAAGUCUGACGAUUUUUGUAAAUGUUCUUGGUGUUUGACUGUAAUGUAAUAUUUCACCCAAGGUUGUACAUAGUCCUUUAGUCCUGGUGCUGCGAGGGUUGCCGGGACUGCUGCUCCUGACGGUUUGUAUUGUAUUUUGUAAUCUAGAGAAGUGCUGGGCAGGACAGAGCUUCGGGGUCCAGGGGCCUGUGUCCUUUCCCUGCCUCUGGCAUUUCCUUGUGGCUUUGUGGCGUGCUGUCUGGGUGGAGCUUGAUGGGGACGCAGGCCCUGAUGGGGCCGGGAAAGGGGGCUUCUACCUAAGGCCACAGAAGAUCUGUGUUCCCAGGGCUGGGCCCUGCCUCCUCCUGGGCUAGGGUUGCCAGAGGUCCCUGAGGAGAGGACAGUCCUUUCUCAGGGGAGACAAAGUCCCGAGAUUGCUGGAAAAGGCUGCCCCUCCCCUGCCAACAGAUACCUGAUGUUUUUUGCUCAACUCGUACAUUCAGGGUGAAGGAAACUGCCAAACUUCCUAUAAAUGAAGACUUUUUCUGAAUGCACCCCCUCCCCCAGAGCACCUGCCCUGAGGGACACUGUUCCCUCACACCUGUCCGUCUGCGGGAGCCAGACCGUCCAGGGAAACAGCCCCUCUUUUCUACACACUCGGCCACAAUGCCGCCCCCCACCGUGUCCUAGUUCCCCCCUUUUGUAAGUAUGUGAAAAGGAAAAAAUGCAAAUGUUGGAGUUUGGCUGGAGCCCUUCCAGCCGUGACUUUGAACCAUGUAAUAAUGUACAGAGAAAGUUGUUGGUGUUCUAAGACUCUGUGUGGCUGUGCAAUUUCUGUACAUUUGCAAUUAGAAAUAUUAAAGAUUUAUUUAGCUAUUUUAA
This is a messenger RNA of Sciurus carolinensis (gray squirrel), 6753 nucleotides long. RefSeq names its product DAB2 interacting protein (gene Dab2ip). The transcript is spliced from 16 exons. The record is from RefSeq and is a predicted model, not a curated record. Bases 281 to 3841 code for a protein of 1186 amino acids. Gene Ontology annotation, biological process: regulation of GTPase activity. Lineage: Eukaryota; Metazoa; Chordata; Mammalia; Rodentia; Sciuridae.